Chelonoidis abingdonii (Abingdon island giant tortoise) is the source of this 392-nucleotide messenger RNA. NCBI's taxonomy places the organism in Eukaryota, Metazoa, Chordata, Testudines, Testudinidae. The record is from RefSeq and is a predicted model, not a curated record.
CAGCUGCCAGUGAACAUCUCUGAUGCUAUGUCUGUGAGCAGGACUCAGGGGGACGUGGCCGUGGUCCAGGCCUCGGGGAUGCAGGUUCUGUUCAGCCCCAGUGGAGGGGUGACGGUGAGAGUCAGCGAGAGCCUGGCUAACAAGCUGUGCGCGUCCUGCGGGAACUUCAAUGGCGACGUCUCCGAUGACCUGCAGUUGCCCAGCGGGAAGGUCACAGGAAACAUUGCUGAGGUUAUUGAUGCCUGGAAGGCCAGAGACUUCUCUGGGUGUGACGUCUAAACAAAAUCCUGGCUGCUGAAGUAUCUUCCCUCCCUGGAGUGAACCCCACUGCCAUCUUAGCUAGGAAUUGCUCAUAGGGCCAUAACUGUAGCCCUCGUGACUUUCUGUGUCUU